GUAGUUGAAACGCCAGUGUGGUGUUGCUCGGAUAUUCGAAUAUAGAAAUAUGAACUGAAAAGUUUGCCAGUCCAAUAAUAUCAGAAUAUGAAACUGCACAGAAAGAGUUUUUGAUUAUUCCAAUGCUUCUAGUUCAAUGUGCAAUGAUGGCCUCUCCUUCAAUGUAUAGAGUUUUCUUUCUGUCCACUGUCGUGAUUUGGAUGUUUGCCACCAUGUAUGUACUCCGUGUUGGAACUGGAACAACUGCAAUCAAAGAUUCACCUGAUGCUGUUGAAUCGUUUGAAGUUAUGGAAGAACUUGAAAAACAAAAUAUACAGUUGAAAGAAAUUGCUGAAAAAAUGAGAGUCAUUGAAAUGAGAAAACUUAGUCAACCAAACUCUGAAGAAGAGGGAAAUGAUUUAUUAGGAGUUGUCCAGUCGCAACUUAUUGCUUGUAAUAAGAAGAACCAAGAAUUGUCCACUGAAAUCAAAGCUGUACACUUGAAAAAUGCAAAUUCAAAGCCAUUGCCUGAGCGAAAAGAGCAAAAAUCUGACGCAAAUGAUGAAAAGAAUUCGAUUGACUCUUUGACACGUUCCACUUUUAAUCAGAUCACAGAACUUUGGUAUUUUAUUCAAUCAAGUUUAAAUAAUUUGAAAAAUGACAAAUCUUUGUCAGAAGAAAGAACCAAUCAAAUUUCUGAAGUCAUCAACGAUAUUAGAUCACGAAAAAGUGCUGCACUUGUUGAAGUUGAAUUAUUGCAAGAUUUGCAGAAAGAAGUGAGAGAAAGAGAGAUGCAAAAGCUCGGAGAGUUGGUGCAAAGAAGAUUUCAUUAUUUACAGAAUCCAAAAAACUGUGACGCAGCAAAAAAACUAGUCUGUAAUUUAAACAAAGGCUGUGGUUUUGGCUGUCAAUUACACCAUGUUACUUAUUGCUUUCUCGUUGCAAUCGGAACUCAACGUACUUUUGUUUUGGAUUCCAAAAACUGGAGAUAUUCACAUGAAGGCUGGGAAUCUGUGUUUAAACCUCUCAGCGAAACAUGCACUCGAGCAUCUGGGAAUCCUACUUUGUGGAAUGGUGAAGAACAAUCAAAAAAUGUGAAAGAUUUGACUUUGCCAAUUGUUGAUGGAAUGAUGAGAAGGCCUCCAUAUUUACCUCUUAAUGUACCAGAAGAUCUUUAUUCUAAAUUGGUGCAAUUUCAUGGUGAUCCUGCUGUCUGGUGGUUAGGUCAAGUUGUUUCUUAUCUUAUGAGACCUCAACAAUGGCUAGAAAAGUCCAUAGCAGAGUUUGAAAAAGCGAUCGGAUUCAGUCAUCCUAUUGUAGGAAUUCAUAUACGACGGACAGAUAAAGUAGGAUCAGAGGCUGCGUUUCAUUCUGUCGCUGAGUAUAUGACACAUGUUGUUGAUUGGUAUGAAAAAGUAAAUAUGAAACGACAGAGACAACAAAAACCACCACUUGAUAAUAAACUGGUCUAUGUUGCCUCUGAUGAUACUAACGUUCUUGAGGAAGCAAGAAGGCUAUAUCCUGAUUUCAAGUUUCUCGGGGAUACUGAGAUUUCUAAGAAUGCAGGAACAUCAUUAAGAUAUUCUAAAACUGGUCUUGUUGGUGUUUUAACUGAUAUUAUUCUUUUAUCAAAGUGCGAUUACAUUGUGGGAACUUUUUCUUCUCAGGUUUCUAGAGUAGCUUAUGAAUUGAUGCAGACGUUACAUCCUGACGCCUCUUCACAUGCUCAUUCCUUGGAUGAUGUAUUUUAUUUCGGCGGCCAAGGAGCACAUUCACAAAAAGUUAUUUAUGACCAUGAUGCCAAACCUGGCUCCGAUGAAAUUUCAUUGCGUGCAGGUGAUUUUGUUGGUGUGGCUGGUAAUCAUUGGGAUGGUUUCUCUAAAGGUGUAAAUCGAAGAACUAAUGCAGUAGGAUUGUAUCCAUCUUAUAAAGUAGUUGAAGUUAUAACUAAAUCUAAGUUUCCAACGUACGAUGAAGCAAGUAUAGGAUUUUUCAAUCGAACAGAAGGUACUAACUAAUGUGUCUCACAUCACAUUUUUUGUAAUGCAGCAUGCAGUCAUAGAUUUUUGUAAUAACAAUAUUUUUUUUGGUAGAUUUGUAAGUUCAUCUUUAAUUGUAAUUCCAGUAACAUGGAUUAACUUAUGCUGCUCAGCAAUUAAGUUUAAUAUGUGUACUGCGCUUUUACUUAAUAUAGUCUUAUUCAAGUAACCUUCUGGCAAAUUAUGAAGUGUCAGAGAGAGAACUGUGAUGUCUGGGGAAAUUGACACUAAAUUCUAUACAAGACUCACUCAGGACAUUUACGCUUGACCCUGACUUCGAGUUUCGGUUGAGGGAAGUUUCUAUUCCUGCUCCAAAACAUAUAUCGAGCAAAUUGUGACCACAAAAAGUGAGUCCACCGAACUCAACAAACCCAAAUUUUGGCUUAGGUGACAAUUCAGGAUCAAUAUGCUAUAUGGGUUACCUAAGCAUCUUGUGUUACCACUUAAAAUUGCUGUAUAAUAUUGGGUUAGCGUAAUGAAGUGGCUCUACCAUGAAAGAUUUUUUUUUAAUUGUCUUAUGAAAAUAUUUUUCCCACUCAAAACUUUUUUUUGUCGGGUUUUUCGUCAAAAAUUUGGACAUUGGACCAACAUUGGCAGCCGGAAAUUCCGGCUUUAUUUUCUCCUUCAGCUCCGACAUCAGAAAAUAUGAUCCUUCGACUUCACAGCCCAAGUCAGCAAUCAUAGAGAUAGAUGAUUCAUAAAAUGUUUCCUUUAGCUCACAUAUUUGUGAAUUUAGAAACUUCUGAAACAUCCUUUACCCCGAUUUUUUCAUUUUUUUGUAUUUUCCAAAUAUUUGUAGUUAUAAAAGCAAUGCUGCCUUGAAUCUUUGCUAACCUGACUCAAAGUCAGAAUUAAUUUUGAAUUUGAGAAACUGUGUAUAUCUGUAUCUAUAUAUAUUUGUAUUUAUACUAUUUGUUUUUAUAAUUGGAAAAUUCACGUGCUUUGCUAUUUUAUCAUUUUGUGCAAAUAUGUAUUGCAAGAUCUGCCUUAUGUGUGGAAAGUACUUUUUUUCAUCAUGAAUCAUAAAAUGAUUUUUUUUAAAUCUUCAUAGUCCAUUAUUUCUUUCACAUUCUCAACACUUUUUACACAAUUUUCGCACUGAAUUUUUAUUCGUUUUGUUAUAUCGAAUGAUAUCAUGUUUUUAACGAAAUAACUUCAAAAUCAUUCUUAUUCAAUUUGUUUUCUUCUGUACUACUUCAAGGCAAAUCUUUUUUUUUAUAUUUUAGUCGAUUCAUAAUCACUCACUACACAAUGUUCCUUAUUAUUAGUGUACUUAAAUAGGUUGAAAUAUAUAUUGUUUACACUUAGAUCAUAUUACUCGACCUGCCUUUUUGUUUUCUAUUUGUGCGCAAGAGUGUGCUAAACCUGGAUUUAGGGUUUGUGGGUUUCAGGAGUAUUUGUAAAAUGGCGGUUCCACCAUGACGCGUUGUGCUAAACAUUAGGAAUGCACUUGUCAUCGCACCAGUGCACCACCAAUGUCUCUGCCUUGAUUUGGAGGUUGGAUUUGGGGGGGGAUAAGUUUUGUGCGACCAUAAUUGCUGAUCUUGUUACAUGAAUAUUUUCACCGCAAACCAAGUAAUCGCAUCUAUAAUGAUUUAAGUAUUUCCCCACCGGGCUUGAACUUUUAAUUGGACUGAUGGUCGUGGUACUGGCAUACGGAGGUACGUGGUAAAGUGUGCACUGACCAUGCUAAUGUCGACUAUAGACUGGUAUUAGAGGUCGCUUUUGAUACCAUCAUGUUUUAGUCAUCUUAACUUGUUUAUUGAGCCUUAUAGCUUAAUCAAAACAGGUUGUGUGCCAUC
Molecule: messenger RNA, 3820 nt
Organism: Styela clava
Lineage: Eukaryota; Metazoa; Chordata; Ascidiacea; Stolidobranchia; Styelidae
Product: alpha-(1,6)-fucosyltransferase-like
Biological process (GO): protein N-linked glycosylation
Molecular function (GO): protein binding; alpha-(1->6)-fucosyltransferase activity
Source: RefSeq, a predicted model, not a curated record